AGAGAUUACGGGGUCUGUUUUCUUCUUCCACGGCAAGAAUGGCCUCCACUUGCAUCUUCUCCUGCCUGUGUCUGACACUCUUUUUCAGCCAUUGCACUCCUUUCUCCGUUCAACAGCACCCAAGGGAAGAUGCCUUUGAUGCUGAUGCUGGUGAACUAAGGAAAGAUAUUCCAGAAAUAAAUUUAGCUGCUGGACUGGACCUCUUCCAGGGGGAUAUCUUACUGCCUAAUGAACGUAAUGCCCUGAGAAAUGAGAGCUAUCGAUGGAAGUUCCCCAUUCCCUACAUUCUGGCUGAUGACCUGAACCUAAAUGCCAAAGGAGUCAUUCUUGAAGCUUUUGAAAUGUUUCGCCUAAAGUCUUGUGUGGAUUUCAAACCGUACAAAGGAGAGAGAACCUACAUACUCUUCCAGCAAGGCAGUGGGUGCUGGUCAAUGGUUGGAGACCUUCAGACUGGGCAAAACUUGUCCAUUGGGUUGGGGUGUGACUAUAAAGCUAUUGUGGAGCAUGAGAUCCUACAUGCUUUGGGAUUUUACCACGAGCAGUCAAGGACAGACCGGGAUGAUUAUGUGAAUAUCUGGUGGAAUGAAGUUACUGCAGGCUAUGAACACAACUUUGUGAAAUACAAUGACCAGUUUAUCACUGACCUAAACACUCCUUACGAUUAUGAAUCUGUGAUGCACUAUGCGCCAUUUUCAUUUAACAAAAAUGAGAGCUUCCCCACAAUCACUGCAAAGAUACCAGUAUUUGAUGACAUUAUUGGACAGCGGCUGGAUUUCAGUGCCCUUGACAUCGAAAGACUCAAUCGCAUGUAUAACUGCACUUCAACUCACACCCUUUUGGACCAAUGUGCUUUUGAGCAUGCCAAUAUCUGUGGAAUGGUUCAAGGCACCAGAGAUGAUGCAGACUGGGUCCAUCAGAAGAGCAGCCUUGUAGAACAAGGAGACUACACGCUUGCUGGACGCUGUAAAGAUGCCGGCUAUGUCAUGUACUUUGACACCAGGUCUGGAAGAGUGGAAAAUGCGGCUAUCCUAGAAUCCCGGAUCCUUUACCCAAAGAGAGCUCAGCAAUGUCUCCAGUUCUUCUAUAAGAUGACAGGAAGCCUCUUGGACAAGCUUAUCAUCUGGGUUAAGCAGGAUGAUGGCACUGGGAAUGUCCGCCAGUUGAGUAAAGUCAAAACGUUCCAAGGAGAUGCUGAUCUUAACUGGAAAAUUGCACAUGUGACCCUCAGUGUCCAAAAGAAGUUCAGAUAUCUCUUCCAAGGAUUAAGUGGCAAUCCCAACAUCUCAUCCGGUGGAAUUUCCAUUGAUGAUGUCACCCUAACAGAGACCCCAUGCCCCAGUGCUGUAUGGGUGAUUCGGAAUUUCACUCAGAUCCUCCGCACUACGACCAAAAAUGAUGUUAUGCGUAGUCCCCGGUUUUAUAGCUCUGAGGGCUAUGGUUAUGGCAUAUCUUUGUUUCCUCACGGUCUGAUUAAUUCCACUUAUGAGAACUACAGUCGCAUUUCUUUCCACUUGUGCAGUGGAGAUAACGACGCUGUUCUGGAAUGGCCAGCUGAAAACAGACAGGCCAUUUUAACAGUGAUAGACCAGGACCCUGACAUCAGGAAAAGGAUGUCUGCAAGCAGGAGCUUCACGACAGACAAAACCCAAGUCCUUCUAGAUAAAAAUGACACUUCAAUAUGGGAUAAACCAUCUCUUGUUGGAAAAUAUGAUGAUUCGUGCAAAUGUUUUAGAAGCUUAGACUGGGGCUGGAGCACCUUCAUCUCUCAUAAACAGCUGACACAGAGGAGUUUCCUGAAACAUGACAACCUCAUCAUUUUUGCAGAAUUUCACGAUUUAACUCAUCUCAACAAGACUGAGGUCCCUAUUCAAUCUCCACAGCCUGCCUCUGAUGUUCUUGUGCUUGAAAGACAGAAGAGAUCAGCCCAGAACAGUGGCCCCAUGAGAGACUGGUCUUCCUCCAUAACAGACCCGUGUGACCCGAAUCCUUGCCAAAACGAUGGAGUCUGUGUGAAUGUAAAAGGGAAAGCAAGCUGCAGGUGUCCAUCUGGCCAAGCCUUCUUCUAUGCAGGUGAGAGAUGCCAGACAGCACAGGUCCAUGGGAAUAUCAUUGGAAUGAUGAUUGGUGGAGCUGCUGGGACUAUAGUGCUAACAAUUGUCAUCAUCUCCAUGAUUGCUAGAAAGUAGAAGCUGUGGCUGAAUAACUGUAAGCCUGGCACUCUUCCAGAGCUGAAAACAUUUUGGUGUGGUGAACGAAAUGACAGAAAUAAAGUCUGUAAAAGCCA
Alligator mississippiensis (American alligator) is the source of this 2284-nucleotide messenger RNA. Its product is annotated as meprin A subunit alpha. The record is from RefSeq and is a predicted model, not a curated record. Bases 39 to 2186 code for a protein of 715 amino acids. NCBI's taxonomy places the organism in Eukaryota, Metazoa, Chordata, Crocodylia, Alligatoridae. Gene Ontology annotation, biological process: proteolysis. Gene Ontology annotation, cellular component: membrane. The transcript is spliced from 14 exons. Gene Ontology annotation, molecular function: protein binding; metalloendopeptidase activity; zinc ion binding.